AUGUUUAAACGCUUCGAUGUCAAAUCAACUUCCCGCAUCCCCGCUACCCCUGGUGCCGAUCUAGGGCCGAAGCGAGAGGAUGAGAAGGGAGGGGAGUGGCCGGUGAGGGAGGCCAUCGGCAGCAUGAUGUGGGUGUCGACUUUCUCGCGUCCAGACGUCUCGUUCGCCGUGCGUGCGGNGGUGUCGGCUUUUUCGCGUCCAGACGUCUCGUUCGCCGUGCGUGCGGUAGCGCGCCACGCCCACGCCCCGGCGAAGCGGCACUGGGAUGCCAUACAGAAGAUCCUCGGCUACCUGAAAGGGACGAGGGACCUUGGCAUCACCUACCAACGGGGAUCGGGGUUAGCUUGCCGUGUCCUUGAGGACAACCAGGGGGCCAUGGCGUUGGUGCAGAACCCCCUCAGCUCAGGUCGCACGAAACACAUCGACGUGAGGUUUCAUUUCAUCCGCGGAUUGUUUAGGUCGGGGGAUACUUCGGUCAAGUUUGUUCCGACAACGGAGCAACACGCGGACCUCCUCACCAAGGCCCUUAGCAGGGCCAGUCUGCUGUACCACCGGCGCAAGCUGAUGAAUUUGCCGGAGUAGCUGUAGCAGUUUCUAGCACUCGGGAGUGGCCAUGUUUUCCAUGCGGGGAAAGGCGCAUAACUGUUGCGAUCUGUGUACCAAUGGCAGGAGUAGGGGGCGUUGGGAGACCAUCGUCCGGGGGAACAUAGUUCCUCGCGUUCUUGUCUUCGCCUUGGCGUUUCUAAUAAGUGCGGCCGUUGUGAUCCGCUGUGAUAGCUACGGGUUUUUUGUGGUGGUAGGGUUUUUCCUUGAGGGGUUUUGCCCGGACG
Molecule: messenger RNA, 830 nt
Organism: Ectocarpus sp. CCAP 1310/34
Lineage: Eukaryota; Phaeophyceae; Ectocarpales; Ectocarpaceae
Source: the annotation of a GenBank genome assembly